CACCACAAACCAUAGACAGCGCAGACAGCCUGACCGGGCAGGGGAUGGCCUGCCUGACCGCAGCGUUCAGUGCUGCCUCCAACCUGAAUGCCGGCAUCCCUUCCACCACAAUGUCAGACCCAAAGUCGGUGUGUGUGUCCUUGGACGAAGUGGUCUCCAACUGUGCCAACAGCCAGGAUACCCCACUUCUUAAUGGACAUUUAAAGAAGGUGGACAACCACCUCACCGAGGCUCAACGUUUCUCCUCUCUGCCCCGGAGGCCUGCCGUGAACAUUGAAUUCAGGGACCUGUCAUUCUCGAUUCCGGAAGGGCCGUGGUGGAAAAAGAAAGGAUACAAAACUUUGCUCAAGGGGAUCUCAGGAAGGUUCGGCUGUGGAGAGCUGGCAGCCAUAAUGGGUCCCUCGGGAGCUGGAAAGUCAACGCUAAUGAAUAUUCUGGCGGGAUACAGAGAAACAGGAAUGAAGGGAGAAGUUAUAAUUAAUGGACAACCGCGGGACCUGCGCACGUUCCGCAAAGUGUCCUGUUACAUCAUGCAGGAUGACAUGCUGCUGCCCCACCUCACGGUGCAGGAGGCCAUGAUGGUCUCUGCCCACCUGAAGCUCCAAGAGAAAGACGAAGGCCGAAGAGAAAUGGUGAAGGAGAUAUUGACAGCUCUGGGCUUGCUGUCCUGCGCUAAUACCAGGACGGGAUGUCUCUCUGGGGGUCAGAGGAAACGGCUGGCAAUCGCUCUGGAAUUAGUCAACAAUCCUCCGGUUAUGUUCUUUGAUGAACCCACCAGUGGUCUGGACAGCUCCUCCUGCUUCCAGGUGGUGUCUUUAAUGAAGUCGCUGGCUCAAGGUGGACGGAAUAUCAUCUGCACUAUUCACCAGCCCAGCGCCAAGCUGUUCGAGCUCUUUGACCAGCUUUAUGUAUUAAGCCAGGGACAAUGCAUCUACCGUGGGAAAGUGUCAAAUCUCGUCCCCUACCUGCGAGUCCUGGGAUUAAACUGCCCAACCUAUCACAACCCGGCUGAUUUCGUAAUGGAAGUGGCCUCAGGAGAGUAUGGAGACCAGAACCCCAGGCUGGUCCGAGCUGUGCAGGAAAUGGGCACUACGGAGCUGAAGAUGGACAAUUGUGGGGAGAAUGAACCCAACCCAUUCAUGUGGCACACACCGGCUGAUGAGGACUCCUUACCCUCAGAAGGAUGUCACAGCUUCUCCGCCAGCUGUCUCACUCAGUUCUGUAUCUUAUUUAAGAGAACCUGUCUUAGCAUCAUGAGGGACUCGGUGCUGACCCACCUCCGUAUAACAUCACACAUAGGAAUCGGGCUGCUCAUAGGAUUACUCUACCUUGGAAUUGGAAAUGAGGCGAAAAAAGUUCUGAGCAACUCGGGUUUUCUCUUCUUUUCCAUGCUCUUCCUGAUGUUUGCCGCCCUCAUGCCAACAGUCCUCACCUUUCCACUUGAAAUGGGUGUGUUUCUCAGAGAGCAUCUCAACUAUUGGUAUAGCCUAAAGGCAUACUACUUAGCCAAAACAAUGGCCGACGUCCCCUUCCAGAUCAUGUUCCCGGUAGCGUACUGCAGCAUUGUGUACUGGAUGACGUCACAGCCUUCAGACGCAGUGCGGUUUGUUUUGUUUUCUGCCCUUGGUACAAUGACGUCGCUGGUGGCUCAAUCUUUGGGCCUCCUCAUAGGUGCCGCAUCCACUUCACUGCAGGUGGCGACCUUUGUGGGUCCGGUAACUGCCAUCCCGGUUCUCCUCUUUUCAGGAUUCUUUGUUAGCUUUGACACCAUACCUGCUUAUCUUCAGUGGAUGUCUUACAUGUCUUAUGUCAGAUAUGGAUUUGAAGGGGUGAUAUUAUCAAUUUAUGGCCUCGACAGAGAGGAUCUUCACUGCGACAAGGAUGAAACGUGCCAUUUCCAGAAGUCGAAAGCCAUUUUGAAGGAACUUGAUGUGGAGGACGCCAAACUCUACCUAGACUUCAUCAUCCUCGGAGUCUUCUUUGUCGCGCUGCGUCUCAUAGCCUACUUUGUCCUCCGAUAUAAAAUCCGGGCAGAGAGAUAAAAACCCGGGAAGGCAGUAGAGAUAACUGAGACUAGAUAUUACCAAGGGAAAUACAGAAGAACCGACUUGUCCUACUACACUGGCCAAGCUAUGGAUGAUUGUGGAGAUGCCACCGAGAC
Nanorana parkeri is the source of this 2161-nucleotide messenger RNA. RefSeq names its product ATP-binding cassette sub-family G member 1. Gene Ontology annotation, cellular component: plasma membrane. Gene Ontology annotation, molecular function: ABC-type sterol transporter activity; ATP binding; ATP hydrolysis activity. The transcript has 15 exons. Lineage: Eukaryota; Metazoa; Chordata; Amphibia; Anura; Dicroglossidae. The coding region runs from base 45 to 2042 and encodes 665 amino acids. Gene Ontology annotation, biological process: cholesterol homeostasis. The record is from RefSeq and is a predicted model, not a curated record.